This is a messenger RNA of Pomacea canaliculata, 4244 nucleotides long. RefSeq lists its product as uncharacterized. The coding region runs from base 988 to 2148 and encodes 386 amino acids. NCBI's taxonomy places the organism in Eukaryota, Metazoa, Mollusca, Gastropoda, Architaenioglossa, Ampullariidae. The record is from RefSeq and is a predicted model, not a curated record. The transcript has 3 exons.
CAUUCUAAAAAUAACUUCGCUCGAAAUAACUUCCCUGUCAUCAGAAAUGUCCGGAGGAGAGGUCUACUAAUCUGUGUAGACAGGUAGGACGGGCCACAACCUUUGUCAUAGGGAGGAACGUUGGAUCACUGGAGGUUUCUGUAAAAUUCUUGCUGUUCGAGUGACGUGUAGAAACGACGAAGUGGUAUGUAAGAUUAAAUUUAAUUGUUAAGAAAGUGACAAAAAACAACUAACAGUAUAAAGGAAGAAGCAAAAUGAACAGACAAGCAGCGAAGUAGCAAUUUUAACUGGAAACUUGUUGCUCGUAAACACAGGAAGUAAAAUCAUGUUAAGGGCUGAUGACUUGUUCUUACUUUCAGAGAGGGGGUUUGAGAAUGAACUAAAAGUUUAUAACUUGCUGAACAUCGAAACAUCUCCCCCCAAAAAAAUUCACAUCAAACAUGGCUGCUUUGCAUGAUGACAUGACCUGUGCAGUUUGUACCGAAGUUUACAUAUCGCCGAGGUUUCUGCCCUGUCAUCACAGUUUCUGUCUAGCAUGUCUAGAGGAGCUGGAAUAUAGAUAUGGAGACAUCAUCCCGUGUCCUACCUGUAGAGCUCCUGCUACUGUACCGCCAGGUGGUGUGUGUGAUCUACAAGUCAACUUCUACUUCACGGAGGAGGCUCUGGAGAGGGCGCGCAUUGAGGGAAGUCGCUCCAUGUGUCCUGUUCACACCAAGAGUGUGUUAUAUUUUACUGUACACACUGUGACCAAGCCAUCUGUAUAAGAUGUAAACUCUCUAAACACGAUGGGCAUGUUACUGAAGAUUUGCCAGAAACCGUCUCUCGCUGUAAGAAAACGAUUGAAAAAAAAACAUUAAAUCCUUUAAAGAUGCGAUCACUCGCCUAAAAAACAAAUUGGAAUCUUGUAAACAAAGUGAGAAGCGAGCCCUAGAAAAGCGAGCUGCAGUAACGGAACAGAUUCAAGUCCGGUAUGACGUCAUUGUGGCCAUGGCAGCAAAAUAUCGCGACCAAGCACUUAUGGAACUCAAGAAAGCUUCCGAUGAUUUGGAGAAAGUUCUGGCCGCUGACACACAGCGAGUACAGGAUGAGCUCAACUCACUUCUCAAACUUCAAUCCCGCGCUCAACUCGCGCUGAGUUCGACAUGUGACACGGAGGUCCUGCAGGUGGAGAGAGAGAUGACACGGGGAGAAGGAAGCUCAGAGCAGCUGAGAGAACGAGAAGAUGGACUGCCUGUCACGACUUACCGCCCUGUACUCCACGGUGACUUCUAUAACUACAUUGAGGACCACUACAUGAAGACAUUUAUCGGGUCACCAGUCAAACAGAUUUUUCCAAGCAAGAAAACCGUAGACAUCGUUCGCGAAGGUCGAUUUGGCGAUGGAGGAUGUCGGGAAGUGCAUGCUAUGAGGCAGAGGGAGGACGGAAGUAUCGAUGUGUUUUAUGGCGGAACAGGAGGCGACUACACCAAAGAGAAAGGUGUAAAUGUCAACUCUGAUGGUUCAAGAGGACCUGAGACAGACUACGGAAUGCGGAUAUCAUGCGUCACACGUAAGGAUGACAUUUUGCCAUGGGAAGAGCCAUCGUUCUGUCAUCUUGGUUCUAAGAAUAAAAGUAUGCAUUUGUUAAGUCAGCAUUUUGAAACGGGUGUGUUUAGUAUCUGUUCAAUGAAAGACGAAGAAACAGAUGAAAAAGAAACACUUACUCUUUUAUUGAGCCCACAAUUACACAGGGGACACAACUUUGAUUCAAACGAGCAAGGGACGUUCUUUGCUGUAGUAGAUGAAGAUGAGAAUAAGAACUCAGAUGAUGAAUCAAUGAGAACAAACGAGAAUAAAGAGGGUAGCCGGCGUUACCGUGUUGUACGUCUGUAUUCUAACAAAUCUGACGACCCCAUAGCGACCUACACGGAAAAGAACUUCUUCCCAUCAGACGUCAACUUUUGUGGCGAAGACGUGCUGCUGAUCGCUGAUUGGAUGAACGACUGUGUGCACGUGACAAGAGUGUCAGACCGGGGCAUCGAGUUUGUCUGCUUCCUUCCUGGCAGUGGUGACAUGGUGCGGCCCACAGCUCUGAACCUUGACCUUAACGGUCAACUGCUGAUUGGAUGUGGUGAUGGAUGGGUCCUCAGAGUAUCUGUCGACUACUAGGACAGAUUUCCAGAUGACAUUUUCUAUAUGAUGUGACAAAGUAUGAGGCAGUGUAUUAGAACGACACCCACAGAACAUAGGAAAUCCAUCAUAGUCAGCAGCAGUUUCUAGGAUUUCAAAUGAUGAGCUUCAUUGGAAAUGUUUCAUUCUAGAUAUGAAUGAUUAUUGUUACUAUAAUUACACAUUAUACUUCCAACACAGAAAUGCUUUUAAUUUACAAAUUAGAUAUUUUUUGUAUGCCGUCUGUGUUGAUGUUAGGUAUAGCAGCUGAACAUCUUUAAUUACACUACUUAUUAUAUUCCUCUAUGCUAGCAGACUGAAACACCAAUUCUGCAUACAAAUACAAGUAAAUGAGGGAAUGACGAUUAUCCAUAUUCUCGACAAUUUUGAAGAAGUGUCAUCAUGCAUAGAUACAAACACAAUUGCAUCUUAGAUCAUUUUCUUCCAUCGCUCAACAUCAUCAGUGUUCAGUGUACACCACCUCGCUGGGUUACGAUGAAAGGCAUGACGAGGUGACUGAAGUAUGCAAGGUCUUCCUGUUCGACUUUUAUCAACUCUGCCUAAAAUCUAUUUGUACCUGAAGCAACUAUCUUAAGUUAUACAUAAAUGUGACUAUUAGGUACAGAGAAAGUGUUGUAGCGAAUGUCAGCAAGUAAUGAUGGAAAAGUUAGGGACACAGUAAAAGAUAUCUGUCAUAGUUAAAGCAAGUUAUGAAGCGACUAGAAGUCCAGACACUGAGCUAUGGACUGUCGUGGACAAACUGCAAACUGUGUUCACGAAAUCUCAUCAUCUGCUCCACAUGGAUGGAGUUUGUUUUGAAAGAAAACAACAGAGCCUUUUCUGCUGCGUCUGCGAAAAAUAAUUUUAAAUUGCUGCUUCUUAAAAAUAAUAAGUGCAAAUUUACUAUUUUUUGCAAAAACAUUACUUGUAAAGAAGUAUUUCUAGUGUAUACACUAUAUUCGUUAGUAUGUCCUAGAUGCACAAAUAUUCAUAAAUUGGAAUUAUUUGCAAAAUUAUUGCUUUAACAAAUCUGAAGUGUUUUCUUUUAUUUGAGCAGAAAUUUGCCAAUGUGAAACAUUUUUCAGUUUUGUUUCUGACAUAUUAUGCAAGCGUAUGUGCGUGCCACUUCUUUGUGGGUGUGUUUGCGUGCGCGCGCUCCUUUUUUGUUUAGUUCAUUGUUAGCCCGUGUUGCCAGUCCAUGAACAGUGGAACAAAGUGAAUGCCAUGUGGCCUCAAGAAUAUUGAAAAUAAUGACAUUUCUUGAUGAAACUCUUCUAUGGCUCAUCCUCUUCAGUAUGACUCCAAACCUACCAACAGACACAAUUUUGUGAAAGCAGGAGUAAGCCCAUGUAGUUAUAUACUAUAUGCACUACUUGAAACAAAUUUUUUUAUUUAAAGUUUGCUUUCGAAACUCUAAAUAGAGAAAUAGAAUUUCGUGAACACUGGCUUUUUAUAUCACCAUCUAGAUAUUAUAUUAAUAGUGACAUUUUAAAAAAUGCUAAAGAAAACUGUUACACUAAUUAAUAUACUUGGUUUGUGUUUGUUUACACUCUGCAGCAUGUUAUGUUCAUAAGCAGGAAAAUGUUGUAAGUAAUCGUCUGUAUCACAAUUUACGUAUGUCUGAAAGUCCUCGUCACACAAGGUUGACUAUAAUCGUAAUCAGCGUUGUGGUUCUUUUCCCAGACCAAAUAGUGUGUACAUAUUUUAUGUAUGUUGUUGUGUACAAAUUGCAUUUCAAAUCAGCUGCUGCUGUGUGCAAAUUUUGUUUGCACAUUUAUUCAGUUGUGUUUAACCAGGGUGCGGAGAGAGGGGAGUGGCUGCCUUGGGUAGUCGACAAAUUUUAUGUUCUCUGACACUGCGCUAGCAGCAUGGCUUACACAGGUAUAGGGAAAAGAAAAGUUAAAUCCUUCUUUUACUUUAAAGUAUGCAAAGAGAAAGUUUGUGCUAAAAAUAAAUUCACUCGAACUAACUUCCCUGUCACCAGAAAUGUCCGGAGGAGAGGUCUACUAAUCUACGUAGACAGGUAAGACGGGCCACACCCUUUGUCAUAGGGAGGAACGUUUGAUCAUACUGAGGUUUCUGUAAAAUUCUUGCUG